Molecule: messenger RNA, 4306 nt
Organism: Gastrolobium bilobum
Lineage: Eukaryota; Viridiplantae; Streptophyta; Magnoliopsida; Fabales; Fabaceae
Product: pumilio homolog 2-like
Exons: 9
Coding region: 646-3786 (1046 amino acids)
Biological process (GO): post-transcriptional regulation of gene expression
Cellular component (GO): cytoplasm
Molecular function (GO): mRNA binding
Source: RefSeq, a predicted model, not a curated record
AAACCAAAUAAAUUUGGUGGGUUUGCUACUAUCAUCACUGUAUUUAAUCCUUCACGGAAUGGAACAAAACCCUAAUAAGGGUUCUUGUAAGAACCAAUCGCCGCCGGAUUGAUCUCUAACAUCUUUCCUCUCUUUUUGUUUUCCUUUUUGAUCUUAGUGCACCAUUAUUCAACUCAGUGUAUCCUCUUCCCUUGCCGUACUUUUUAAUGUUAAUUUUGUUCUUCUAGAUAUAUAUAUAUAUAUAUAUAUAUAUAUAUAUAUAUAUAUAUAUAUAUAUUAUCACAUGGGAAAACAUACCUUAGGAAUUUGUUGUCAAUAAUUACGGAAACCAACUCUGAGAAACUUGGAUUAAAUUUUGCACUCUCGUUUAUUGAUUGAUAGUUUUGUUUCAGCUUCAGGAAUGACUUCGGUGCAGUUUUCAUGAGGAAAGCUUAAUCUUUUAUUUUAAUUUCUAGUAACUGCUAGUCAGAAAUUUCUCUGAAGUUGCAGAUAUGGGGUAUGGUCGUUUGGGCUCUUUGAUGGGAAAAGUUUGAAUCUUUGGGUUGUUUUUAGGAUUAGGGUUUGAUUUCUAGUGGAGGGUAGUGAUCAGUUUUAGCUACAAGAGUUGAUGAUUAGAGUGUGAUCAUCAAGUUGAGAUUUUGAAGAAUGUUGUCUGAAUUGGGAAGAAGACCGAUGCUUGGCAGUAACGAGGGUUCUUAUGGUGAAGAAUUGGAGAAGGAUAUAGGGAUGUUGCUUCGCGAGCAACGUCGAUUGGAGGCUGAUGAUCGCGAGCGAGAACUCAAUAUUUUUAGGAGUGGAUCAGCGCCUCCAACUGUGGAGGGUUCUUUGAAUGCAGUUGGAGGGUUGUUCGGCGGCGGAGGCGGAGGCGGUGCCUUUUCGGAGUUUCAGGGGACUAAAGAUGGGAAUGGGUUUGCUUCUGAGGAAGAGCUUAGGUCUGAUCCGGCUUAUCUUUCAUACUAUUACUCCAAUGUGAAUUUGAAUCCUCGGCUUCCACCUCCUUUGCUAUCCAAGGAGGAUUACAGGUUUCAACAAAGACUUAAAGGUGGAGCUUCGGUUUUGGGUGGAAUUGGAGAUAGGAGGAAAGUGAACAGGGCUGAUGAUAAUGGUGGUAGAUCAUUGUUUUCGACCCCGCCUGGUUUUAACAUGAGGAAGCAAGAGAGUGAGGUGGCUACUGAAAAAACAAGAGGCUCGGCUGAAUGGGGUGGUGAUGGACUGAUUGGUUUGCCUAGCCUAGGGCUUAGGAGCAAACAAAAGAGUCUUGCAGAAAUUUUCCAGGAUGAUAUGGGGCGUAAUACCUCUGUCACAGGCCUUCCUUCUCGUCCAGCCAGUCAAAAUGCAUUUGAUGAAAAUGUUGAUAUCUUAAGCUCUGCUGAAGCAGAGUUGGCUCAUGUGCUCCGUGAUCCCACAGCCACUGAUGCAUUAAGAUCAGGAUCAAAUAUUCAAGGAUUAUCUGCAGCCCAAACUAUUGGCCCGGCAGCUUCAUAUUCUUACGCUGCUGCGCUCGGAUCUUCCUUGUCAAGAAGCACCACUCCUGAUCCACAACUUGUUGCUAGGGCUCCCAGUCCUUGCCUCACACCUAUUGGUGGUGGGAGAGUGGUUGCUUCUGACAAGAGGGGUAUUGCCAGUCCCGAUGCAUUUAAUGGUGUUUCAUCUGGCAUCAAUGAGUCAGCAGAUCUUGUGGCUGCAUUGUCGGGUAUGAACUUGUCAGCGGAUGAUGUGUUAGGUGGUGAAAACCAUUUGCCAUCACAGGUUGAAUUAGACGUUGAUAAUCACCAGAGAUAUCUUUUUGGUAUGCGAGGUCAAGAUCAUGGCAAGCAACAUGCAUAUUUGAAGAAGUCUGAAUCAGGGCACUUACAAAAUUCAGGUAAGAGCAGCAGGAGUGGGUCAGACCUCAACAAUCUGUCCUUGGAUAGGCAGGUUGAGCUACAAAAGUCUACUGUUCCUUCCAAUAACUCAUAUUUCAAAGGAUCACCUACCUCCCAUUUUAGUGGAGGCAGUUUGCCAGCUCAGUACCAGCCUUUAGAUGGAACAAAUUCAUCAUUUACUAACUAUGGCUUGAGUGGGUAUGGUGGAAAUCCAGCAUUGGCAUCCUUGAUGACUAACCAACUCGGCACUGGUAAUCUGCCACCCCUUUUUGAAAAUGUUGCUGCAGCAUCAGCAAUGGUAGCCCCUGGAAUGGACUCAAGAAUUCUUGGAGGUGGUUUGGCUUCUGGAGCCGCUGCUCCAUCUGAUGCGCAUAGUCUUGGUAGGAUGGGAAAUCAAAUUGCAGGUGGCGCUCUUCAUUCUCCUUUUGUUGAUCCCAUGUAUCUUCAGUACUUGAGGACAUCUGAGUAUGCUGCAGCAGCACAACUUGCUGCUCUUAAUGACCCCUCUGUGGACAGGAACUACUUUGGUAAUUCGUACAUGAAUUUAGUUGAGCUUCAGAAAGCUUAUCUUGGGUCUAUCCUCUCACCUCAGAAGUCCCAAUACAAUGUACCACUGGGUGGUAAAUCAGGCAGCUCCAAUAAUCAUGGUUAUUAUGGAAACCCUGCAUAUGGUGUUGGAUUGUCUUACCCGGGAAGUCCAAUGGCAACCUCUGUUAUAUCCACUUCUCCAGUUGGAUCUGGAAGUCCUAUUAGGCACAAUGAACUGAAUAUGCGUUUUGCUUCUGGAAUGAGAAAUUUGGCUGGGGUCAUGGGACCGUGGCAUGUAGAUACUGGGAACAUGGAUGAAGGAUUUGCUUCUUCUCUGUUGGAAGAGUUCAAAAGCAAUAAAACAAAGUGUUUUGAGCUGUCUGAAAUUGCUGGUCAUGUUGUUGAAUUCAGUGCGGAUCAAUAUGGGAGCCGAUUUAUUCAACAAAAGCUUGAAACAGCAACUACAGAAGAAAAAAACAUGGUUUAUCAGGAAAUCAUGCCACAUGCUCUUGCUUUGAUGACUGAUGUCUUUGGUAAUUACGUGGUUCAAAAGUUUUUUGAGCAUGGACUUGUAUCCCAGAGAAGAGAAUUGGCCAACAAGCUUCUUGGCCAUGUUCUGACCCUUAGCCUUCAAAUGUAUGGUUGCCGGGUCAUCCAGAAGGCUAUCGAAGUUGUUGAUCUCGAUCAGAAGAUAGAGAUGGUUCAAGAACUUGAUGGUAAUAUCAUGCGCUGUGUCCGCGAUCAGAAUGGUAAUCAUGUCAUUCAGAAGUGUAUUGAAUGUGUCCCUGAAGAUGCAAUCCAUUUUAUUGUCUCAACAUUUUUUGAUCAAGUUGUGACACUCUCAACCCAUCCAUAUGGUUGCCGGGUCAUACAGAGAGUACUGGAGCACUGCAAAGACCCUACAACACAGCAGAAAGCGAUGGAUGAGAUUUUAGGAGCAGUUAGCAUGUUAGCUCAGGAUCAGUAUGGCAACUACGUAGUUCAGCAUGUAUUGGAACAUGGGAAGCCUCACGAGCGUUCUACUAUAAUAAAGGAAUUGGCAGGCAAGAUAGUUCAAAUGAGUCAACAGAAGUUUGCCUCCAAUGUUGUGGAGAAAUGUUUGACCUUUGGAGGUCCUUCUGAACGCCAAUUACUAGUGAAUGAGAUGCUUGGUUCCACAGAUGAAAAUGAACCUCUACAGGCGAUGAUGAAGGAUCAAUUUGCAAACUAUGUGGUACAAAAGGUGCUGGAAACUUGUGAUGACCAACAACGUGAGCUGAUUCUUUCCCGAAUUAAGGUUCAUUUGAAUGCAUUGAAAAAGUACACAUACGGAAAGCAUAUCGUCGCACGUGUAGAGAAACUUGUUGCUGCUGGAGAAAGGAGAAUUGCUGCUCAGUCUUCUCAACCUGCUUAGGUGGCAUAGAAAAAUAAUGUUGUUUGUACAGCUAACUGAGGAUAGUGUGAGCUUCUUCUUCUCCCUCUUUCUCUCCUACGUCAAGAGGUUAUGUUUACUAUCUAUCUCGAGAUAGGUAAUAGCCGUUUGGAAAUAAAGUUGUCGGUUGUAUUGCAGAACUGUACAUUUUGUAGCUUUGAGGUUUAUACAUAGAAAUUUAAGCGAAGAUGAGAGGUUCAGAUAUUGAAUACACCUGAUGCCCCCUGCAGAGGAGAUAAAAUGACUAUACAAGCCUUUUUAUGGUGUAAAGAUUAUAAAAUGGUGAGGUAGUUUCUAAGUUGACGCGACUGUACAAAAUGGAUGCAAUGUGGAGAGCUGUUCUUGUUUAGGCGAGGGCAGAUUUUUUUCUUUUCUUUUCUUUUUUAAUCUUGUAUGGUUAUUGACUCUUUCCCCCUUUUAAGAGUAUAAUUUUUGUUGAAGUUUUUCUUUUUUGUUAAGAGUAUAAUUCAUUUGUUUUGAAUCCAUGCCCUCUGUGUAACGC